Messenger RNA from Cuscuta epithymum, 6546 nucleotides. The record is from the annotation of a GenBank genome assembly. Lineage: Eukaryota; Viridiplantae; Streptophyta; Magnoliopsida; Solanales; Convolvulaceae.
ACCAAACCAUCCAAGGGAGAGAGAAGGAGCUUCAAAAUCACCUCCAUUGCUGCAAAUUUGAGCUCAAGCUUUAGUGCUCAAAGGAAGAAGAUUAAAGAGGGAAAAAGUUGGGAAAAGUGUGAACAAUUAAGGCACUUGUAAAGGGUAUUUCAAGUGAUUUCACAAAGUUGGAAAAAGUCGCCGGAGUUGUCGCCGGAGUUGACCAAGUCGCCGGAGUUUCACCGGAGUUCAACCAAGAAGGGUAGAACUUCUUAACGCUAGUUCAAGGUUGAAGCUAGGGCUUGCUACUUGCACCUUCUCACGGGUGAUAUCAAAUCAGGAAGACGUGAAACAAUUGUGAAACGAUUGUGCUUAUAGUCACGGGGAAUGAGAAAUGGUGAUUUUCUAAAUGAACAUGGGCCCACGGGCGGACUACUUGACUUUUAUUGAAGUAAGUAUAUUUUUAAAACGGGGUAACUUAGGGUUACCACUAUAUUGUAUUACCACCCUAUUUGAGGGUCUUGUGAUUGAAAUACUUGUUGUAUAUCUAUUAGAUGCCAUCCACACCAGCACUUUAUAGCCCUAUAGAGUGCUGACCCCUUCGGGGGCGUCCCACUACCAUUUUUCAGGUUGAGGCUCGAGCUUGCUACCUGUGCCCGUUGCUCGGGUGAUCCUUUGGAGAGAAGACGUGGUUCGUGCUUUCUCCAUUCUGUUUUGAACAUUAAUAAACAUGCUCAUGGAUAUUUUACUUUAGAGCCUGCGUGCUCAUGAAUAGCCCUGUGUGGCCCUUUUGUUUUAAACAAUGUUUUCCGCUGCGUUAUGAAUUACUUAUUAUGUUUGUUUAUGGAUGUUAUAUGUGUGAAUGAUAUUCAAGACGCCUUGUAUAAUAUGAAUGUGUUGGACUGCGGUUGACUAUUCGUAUUGUACGGCGGGUUGUUGACGUGUCCGGGGAGGUCCGGGGCGUGACAAUUAAGUUGGUAUCAGAGCCUUAGUCCAUAAACUUCAUAAUGAAGUCUCGAAAUUCUCUUUUGAAAAUAUUUUGAAAACCAUGAGCAUAGAAGUUUUGUACUUGGAGAGCUUUUGGUACUUGGGUUGCAAGGUCUCUAAUUGUUAAGAUGGUACCCUUAGCAAUUGGUAUGGCGGUGACUCGAGCCAAAAUGUGUCUUAAGUACCUAUCCGUCAAUCGACAUUGAUACGAGUCUAACGACUCCUUCCAAAUUUCUUUCAGAAAUGGACCGUGGUGGCAGGGUUACUAGGAGAAACCCGACGGGCCGUGUACCAGUGGAGACUGGACAGGGCAGUCGAAGGACCUCUAGGGCAUCUAGAGGAGCUGGCCGUGGAGGCCGAUCACAGACCGUGAGUGACGGUCAUGUUGACACAGAAAGUGAAACCUACUGGUCCUAUGAGGACUCGACUUACCAACCGGAGACCGAGCCGGUUGAGACCCCUUACGAAGGGGAUGACGAUGAUAUAAGUGAUGAAGAAGGGGAGAAUGACUCCCUAGCCAGAAUUGAGGCGCUGCUCCAGCAAUACCAGCGGGAGCGCGAGGGAAGGAGGGAACGCCGAAGGCGCCGAGGAGGGCGAACUUCGGGUGGGGCUUCAAGAGGAAGAAGCCAUGGCGACUCUAGGGCCCACAUUGAACCACAUGGGGGCCGGGGUGAUGGAGGUCCGAUCAUAAGGAUCUCCAAAUACCUCAAGGAGGCACGAGACUUGGGGUGCAAACCCUUCAACGGAGCGGGUGACAUCUCGGUCGCCGCGGAAUGGAUCAAGAGGCUGAACGAAGCAGCCCUUGAUAUGCAACUCACCCCCGAGUUUAAGCUAAGGGUGGCGGUGAGGUUGCUCGAAGGGAUGGCAUCCACAUGGUGGGACGGAGCCAAGGGAAAGUAUGGCAACACGGUGACUUGGGAGAAUUUCCGACAGGAGUUCUUUGCCCAAUAUUAUUCUGAUUUUGAGGUGAACGCCAAGAGGAGAGAGUAUACCCUCCUGACCCAAGGGGGCAAAAUGACAGUGAGGCAACUUGAACACAAAUUCAGGGAGCUCGCGGAGUUCAUACCGGAGUAUGUGUGUGACGAGAACCGGAUGGUAAAUCACUUCUGGGAUGCCUUAGACCUGGAGGUGCGUGAGAGGGCAACACAGUUGCCUAAUAUGACCUUUAGCCAAGUGGUCGAGCAAGGGUUGAAAGGAGAGAAAGAAUGGGAAGAGAGAAAGUUGAAAAACGCCGAAGAGGCGAAGAAGAGAAGGUGGGAGAACCAUGGACCUCAAGGUCCUAGCAAAAAGGGGAACCAUGAGGGAGGGGGAUCUUUUCGGACACCCCCACUGCCAUCUAGGGGAAGUCAAGGCCCGAACGGGCAAGGAUCACGGACCUCAGGGGUAGCUCGAUGCAAUAAUUGCAAAAGGAGCCACUUUGGCAAAUGUCGUGACCCUCCUAGAUGCUUCCAAUGCGGGAACACCGGGCACUUAAAGAUGAACUGCCCACAGUUGGGUGGGGCAAGGUCAUCGGGACCAAAUAGUGGGGCUACGGAAACAAGAAACCAAGCCGGGGGUUCCCUAUCAUCUAGGGAACAUGGGGGAGCAAGCGCGAGCAACGCACCAUCGGUGAAUCAAGGAAGGACUCAAGCAAGAGUCUAUGCAAUGAUGGAGGCAGAUGCCCGAGCUAACCCGGAUUCGGUUGCAGGUACGACCGCUUAACUUCCCGUGAUUUACCCAUUCCCCAUCCAUAAAUUGAAGUUAUAAAUCCUAGGAUCCAAGUGGGAUCAGGCGUAGGGUCGAAUUCGGGAAAAGAGGGCAAAACCAUGCUACCACCCGACCGGGUAUGGCGAUAAACCCGACCGGGUAGAGUGGGAAAAUACCCACUGGAACCCAUACCCGACCGGGUAUGGUGAUAAACCCGACCGGGUAAAGUGGGAAAAUACCCACUGGAACCCAUACCCGACCGGGUAUGGUGAUAAACCCGACCGGGUAAAGUGGGAAAAUACCCACUGGAACCCAUACCCGACCGGGUAUGGUGAUAAACCCGACCGGGUAGAGUGGGAAAAUACCCACUGGAACCCAUACCCGACCGGGUAUGGUUAUGUUACCCGACCGGGUACACCUCGAUGUGUUCGUCAAAUGAAAAAGUUGUCUUCAUGAAAGUUGUAGAUCUUUUCAUUAUCUAAAUGAUGGAAUUUGAAUCGAAUCAUUUGGUUAAGUAUGUGAGGAGAUAUGAUCAAAACGGUGAGACAGUGCCGAUUUAUAUCUCAACUACGAACGUCAUCCAUAAUUGAGCAAUAUGUCCACUCUAAGGACAUAAUUUCGAACCAUGUUCUUCAUAAGAAUGGUUGGUAUAUUAGGGGGGCAUCUUACAUGGUUUAUAAAUGUUAGAACGAUAAAGAUUAAUGGAAAGGAUGCAAGGAUCCUUAUCGAUACCUGCGCGCAACGUUCGUUCGUGAGUGGACGUUCGCCGAGGACUUAGAGUUACAAUCAAUACCAAUGACACAAACUUUAGUGGUAUCAACAUCACUAGGGGAUGACGUUGAAAGAACUAGUUACUAUCCACCUUGUGAGGUGGGAAUUGAUGGCCAAACCCUGACGUGUGAUUUCGUACCGCUGAGUAUGAUGGGAUUCGAUGCAAUACUAGGAAUGGAUUGGCUAGAAAAGCAUCAUGCUAGGGUAAAUUGCUACACAAAGGCUGUAGAACUCGAAGGCAAUGAUGGAAACAACCUACGCUUCGAGGGGAAUUGAGGCAAAUCAAACAGUUGUAUCAUAUCCGCCGUGGGAGCAAGGAGUAUGAUGUGAAAGGGAUGUCACGCGUGUCUGGUAUACAUGGUUGACAAAACCAAAGAGGAAAUGAACAUCGCUGAUGUGAGGGUAGUUGUAAGUACCCGGAUGUUUUCCCUAAAGACCUGUUGGGGCUUCCACCUGAUAGGGAGAUUGAAUUCGUGAUCGAGGUCGAGCCCGGUACCGAACCAAUCUCUAUACCGCCAUACCGAAGGGCACCUGCUGAUUUUAAUGAAUUGAAGAGCCAAUUGCACGAGCUAUUGGAUAAUGGGUCCAUUAGACCGAACUAUUCACCGCGGGAAGCACCAGUCCCUUUAUGAAAAAGAAAGGUGAUACCCUACGAACUCAAGUUACAUUAGGAGUAGGCCUUAAGGGUUACUCAAAAUGGAUGGAACCUAGACUAAGGAGUUGUUCAGGGAUUAGAUGACGUGACUACGAGCCGAGCUCUAGCACGUGGUAGUAUGACUAUGAGCCGAGCUCUAGCACGUGGUAGUAUGACUAUGAGCCGAGCUCUAGCAAAAUGUAGUGUGACUAUGAGCCGAGCUCUAGCACAAAUUAGUAUGACUAUGAGCCGAGCUCUAGCAUGAAGGAACAUGAGUUAGCUAUAAAAUAAUAACAUCCUAGAUGGAGGAUCUUGGAAAUUGAAACUUUGAUUAAUCUAAUUACUACAGAAAAUUCGUGGAGAAGUUUCCAGUUUUGACAUCGCCAUUGACGAAGCUCACUCGUAAGGGUCCGAGAACGCAUGCUAGCGUGACCCGUGGAGAAUUUCCGUGAGAGAGACGAGGGUCUCUUGUCACUCCGUGGCCGAGUGGGUGUACCAUCGAAUGAUGAGCUUCGAGAAUCAAUACUGGAGGAGGCUCAUUCACCGACAUACACUCCUGAAUUAGAGAAGAUACAUAAUGUGUUCCAUGUAUCCAUGCUUAAGAAGUAUGUGCAUGAUCCCUCUCACGCAUUGGAGAAGCCGCCUGUGGAGGUACGUGAGGGUUUGAACUACGCUGUGCAACCGAUCAAGGUCACCGAUAGAAAGGUGAAGAAACUGAGGAGUAAAGAAGUUCCAAUGGUUAAGGUCCUUUGGAAGAGUGAUCGGGUUGAAGAAGAGACAUGGGAAACAGAGCCUUUGAUGAGGAAGCAGUAUGCUUUCCUAUUCGAGUAGAGCUGUGAAUUUCGGGGACGAAAUUCCUGUUAAGGGGGGGUGAACUUGUGACACCGCACCCGAACGUCCUUGAAAAUUCAAAUUUAAAAAAAAAAAAAAAAAUCAAAGUUUAUGUAUUGAAUUUCUGAUUCCCAAACAAUUGUGAAACGAUUGUGGUUUUAAGUAAUUAACGAUUGAUUAUUAUACUGUUCGAACUCGUAUAUUAGUAUCGGGCCUUUUUAAUAAAUAAAAGAGCCUGGCAUUAUCUAAAUAGUGAUACAUAACGUUUCGAGACAAGUUGAGGAGGGGCGGGCGGCCCAGAUAUUAUUUUGGGCUCAACCCGCUGAAAUAGCAAGUAUUCGAGAAUGGCGUCGUAGGCCCACUCGGGGGCGACCCACACGGCUUGUAGCCCAAUAAUAUGGAUGACAAAUGUCAAAAUAAGUGAUAGGAUGAUUUGAGAUGAAUACAAAUGCCUAUGAUACCAUCUUUGACAUUAUUGAGCUAAAUAAUGGGAGUAAGAUUUUCUUCUAUGAUACCCACCAAGUAAAUUAUUGAGAUGAACCUACACAUAUUAGGAGAUCAAUAAUGUGAUGAAGGAAGUUGACUUGUUCUAAAUAAAUUAGGAUGAGUACAAAAAGGCAUCUUUGACAAAAGAUAAAACAAUAGGACCCAUCUUCCCAUUUUUGGAAGUAUUGGUAGAUAUUUUGGACUCCAAGUUGAAUGGGAUCAAUUGUGAACCAUUCCACAUGGACUUAGUACCUGCAAAACAAAUGAAAAGAGGUGAGAAGACUAUAUGGGGCGGGCUCUUGGCUCACAUGCACAAAAAAUUCCAAGAGAAAACAAAAGAGGGAGGUCCACCCCAUAUUUGAUUGCAAACCAAAUACCUCCCAUGUUCUUUUGUGAGCCACAUACUCUUUUAGCAUGUUUAGGGUCUCCUAAUACACUCCCCCUACACCCCAUUCGAACCCCCAAAGAGAUAAGAGAGCAAGGGAGUCCACACAACCCAAGAGAGAAAGAAGGAGGAGAGCAGUCCGCAGGUUCGUUCUUCAGUGCGUAGCUCUGACUGUUUGAGCCAUAACUUGAGAUUUACUCAUCCAAAUAAGGCGUGCGAGAUACCAACAGAAAGCUCUCAAGACGAGGAAUCCGUGAAGGUCUGGUUUGCAUCAAUCGGAGUAGUGGAAGACUUCCAAAUCGACCGAGCAAAACACGACCUCGCAGAAUACGUUUUUGUAUUCAAAGUUAGGGAACGAUUUCGUCGGGAAACACCCGUUCUAGGGACUGUUUUUGUGCCUUCAGUUAGGAGUUGAACUAGCACUUUGAAGAGGCUGUUUAACACUCAAUUCCAAGCAAGGAAUCAGUCCUCAAUCUUCCUUGGCCGAAGCUUGGGUCAUUGGAUCGAGAAGGAAAGUUUUAAAGCUCAUUUGAGGUUGAGGCUCGAGCUUGCUACCUGUGCCCGUUGCUCGGGUGAUCCUUUGGAGAGAAGACGUGGUUCGUGCUUUCUCCAUUCUGUUUUGAACAUUAAUAAACAUGCUCAUGGAUAUUUUACUUUAGAGCCUGCGUGCUCAUGAAUAGCCCUGUGUGGCCCUUUUGUUUUAAACAAUGUUUUCCGCUGCGUUAUGAAUUACUUAUUAUGUUUGUUUAUGGAUGUUAUAUGUGUGAAUGAUAUUCAAGACGCCUUG